GGAAAACUCGCACCGGCAAUUCUCGUUUCGAUGAUUCGAGCUUCCCCCCUAGCCAAUUGCAUCAUUCUCCCCCCUUUCCCCAUUCUCGAUGUCAUUGCCGCGGUGACGGUACCCAGAGGCUAGAAGAGGACUCCGACCUCGGGUUUGGACACCACCUUCAACAUGAAGCCCCUCUUCAGGACAACAGCUUCCGCAGCACGAACCCUUUCACGACCACGAUUCCAACCUUCCACUUUACCAUCUCUGUGUAUACGACCAACUUCCACGAUGUCACACAGUGUGCCAAAGCUCAAUGAUCCGUCUCUGUUGAAGACGGAUGCCGCAUACGUCAAUGGAGAAUGGGUGAAGGCGAAGUCAGGCAAGACCUUUGAAGUUCACGACCCCUCUUCUGGCAAAUUAAUUGGAAGUGCCCCCGAAUUCGAUGCCGCGGAUACACAGAAAGCAAUCGAUGCUGCCGCUGUCGCGUUCCCCUCAUUCAAAGCCAAGACCGGUCGUGAACGGUCGAAGCUUCUCCGAAAGUGGUACGAUUUGAUGGUCGAGAAUGCUGAGGACAUCGCGAAGUUGAUCACUUGGGAGAACGGGAAGCCUUUGGCGGAUGCAAAGGGAGAGGCCGCCUAUGCUGCCAGUUUCUUUGAGUGGUUCAGCGAGGAGGCACCCAGAGUUUAUGGAGAUACUAUUCCAGCAUCAGUUGCAGGAAACAGAGUGGUCACGAUUAAGGAGCCAGUUGGUGUUUGUGGUCUCAUUACACCAUGGAAUUUCCCCGCCGCGAUGAUCACACGAAAGAUUGGUCCUGCUCUUGCUGCCGGUUGCACAGUUGUAGCCAAGUCGCCGGGAGAGACACCGUUCACAUCCCUUGCCCUCGCUGCGCUGGCGCACCGAGCUGGUAUCCCUAAAGGGGUUGUCAACAUUGUCAGCGCUCUGAAGAAUACUGCUGAGGUUGGAGAGCUCCUCACUACAUCACCAAUCAUCAAGAAGGUCUCGUUCACAGGCUCGACAGGUGUGGGGAAGCUUCUCAUGAAGCAAUCCUCAUCCACCCUCAAGAAACUCUCUUUCGAGCUCGGAGGUAACGCGCCGUUUAUCGUCUUCGACGAUGCAGACCUCGAUGUAGCGGUGGCUGGCGCUAUUGCAAGCAAAUUCCGCUCUUCCGGUCAGACUUGCGUCUGCGCAAAUAGACUCUUCAUCCAAGCCGGAAUCUACGACAAAUUUGCUCAGGCGUUCGCCGCCAAAGUCAAGGAUUUCAAAGUUGGUGGCGGAUACACAGAGGGCGUGACUCAUGGGCCUCUCAUUCAUGACCGAGCUAUUAGCAAGGUUGAUGCCCAUGUCAGGGAUGCGGAGAAGAAGGGUGGGAAGGUCAUUCAAGGUGGUCAAAAGAUGCCUGAGCUAGGUCCGAACUUCUUUCAGCCUACUGUCAUCACAGGCAUGACCACCGAAAUGGCUCUGGCCUCAGAAGAAACCUUUGGGCCCGUUGCGGGACUUUUCAAAUUCUCAACCGAGGAAGAGGUUGUCAAGAUUGCAAACUCGGCCGAAGUGGGUUUGGCGGGAUACUUCUUCUCGAAGGAUAUUCAAAGGGUAUUCCGCGUUGCUGAGGCAUUGGAAGUUGGCAUGGUUGGCGUCAACACUGGACUCAUUAGUGACGCUGCGGCGCCAUUUGGUGGGGUGAAGAAGUCUGGUUUUGGACGAGAGGGGAGCAAGUACGGGAUUGCUGAAUACCAGGUGACGAAGAUGAUUACAUAUGGCGGUAUGGGGCAGCCGCUACAGAAGUAAAAGCAGUGAAAAUUGAAAUAUAAAUGACUCCUACUAUUUAAGGCGAGCGAAUGGUAUCGUUAAUUCAGUUACACUUGGCCUGGCGUACGGGAAAUCCAAUAUGAAGGAGUGGAGUGAAAAGUUUCGCUUUUUGGGGCAACUUUGGUGCCGAAUAUCGUGCUCGGACCUAAAUUAAUUAAGCUAUCGUGUUAUUGUUUGUUCAUAAAUAUUGCUCCCAGGAGAGUCGCUUGAGUAAUUGGAGUGGUUGGAAG
Messenger RNA from Hyaloscypha bicolor E, 2015 nucleotides. Its product is annotated as succinate semialdehyde dehydrogenase-like protein. Lineage: Eukaryota; Fungi; Ascomycota; Leotiomycetes; Helotiales; Hyaloscyphaceae. The record is from RefSeq and is a predicted model, not a curated record. Bases 163 to 1764 code for a protein of 533 amino acids. The transcript is spliced from 4 exons. Gene Ontology annotation, molecular function: succinate-semialdehyde dehydrogenase (NAD+) activity. Gene Ontology annotation, biological process: GABA catabolic process.